This is a messenger RNA of Zea mays, 1459 nucleotides long. RefSeq lists its product as uncharacterized. The transcript has a single exon. The record is from RefSeq and is marked validated. NCBI's taxonomy places the organism in Eukaryota, Viridiplantae, Streptophyta, Magnoliopsida, Poales, Poaceae. Bases 251 to 802 code for a protein of 183 amino acids.
CUCACAUCUUCCUCCUGCAGCCGCGCCCUGGUCCCGGACAUCCCAAGCGCCGUCCCAUCUCCUCCCUCCCAGUCGAAUCUCUGCUCUUCCAUGGCUGCUUGCUCCACUGCGCAGCCGCUCAGCUCCAUCUCCUCCCAGUGCGUGCGCUCUACUUCUUCUUCCUCUCCAGCCGCGGCAUCGCCUGCUCCCUGGCCACCGCGCUUCUCUCUCUUCCAGCCGCGAAGCCCCAUGGCGCUCCUCUCUCCCUCCCAUGGCCGAGCAUCCAGCUGAUUUUCCCCGCCGUGAGCUCGACGCCCAGCCGUUCCUCUCUUCUCCCUCAAGCUCGCCGUGGAGCUUCUUCCCUAGCCGAGGCCCCUGUUCGACCGCGUUCCCUUGUGUCCUCCCCUGCAUCGUGCCCUCCCUGCUCCACCUCCUAUGGCCACGCCCUGGGAUUUGCUGGAGCCUGCAUCCCCUCGACACCGGAGCUCUCUGGCUUACCUCUCUGCGUGCCGAGUUUCUCCUCUGCGCGGCGCGCCUGGGAUGCUUGCCGGCGCUCAGCUCCACCACGCUCCAUGAAGUCCCUACACGCAAGCUGUCUGUCGGCCGAGCUCCAUCGUGUCGCAUCUUCAGCUCGCUCCUCUACGCAGCCGCGUUCCUCGUUUCCGGCCGGACCUCCACCUCGCCCCUGACGUCGAUCUGUCCGUCCUGCCGUCGCUCAACUCGUGCGUGCCCUGUGUAUUUUCCCCGCUCGGCGUACUCCCUCGCUGGUGGCCGAGCAGCUCACUCAUGGUGUCCAGCUCGCGUCCACCUCCUCUGUUGUUGACAUCGUGCGCUCGACUUCUCUAGCGCCGAUCCGCACUCGCUCAUAUCGCCAUCGUCGUGUUGUCGCUGGUGUAGCUUCGCGUGCUGUCAAGCCAGUCGUUUUCCUGUCCUGUGCUCGCGUGGUUUCCUGCUCGCCAGCGCGCCCUCUCGGCUUGUUUGGCCUUAAUUCCCAUCGCGUCGUCGAUCUCGCCGGCUAUCGACAUUCGUCGUCGCGUCGUGUGUGCAGCUCUAUAUACGUCACCCUCCUGUAUCGUUGGAACUCUGUUCUUCCCUACUCGACCUCGUCAAACCUCGACUCCCGAAAGUUAGGCAAAAAUAAACGAGGUCCGUGUGCAUUGCUUAUCUAGUGCUCGGUCAAAGACUUCAAUCGAAGGUCGUUGUCGUUCUGUGUGUCAUCAAGAAAUCCCAAAAUCGGGUAAAGACGGAGUUAGCAGCGUGAUGUUCACCAAGUACUCGACACAAGGGCCGAACUAGAAUCCUUGCCGUGCUCGCGGAUAGCGCGUCAGAGUUAGUAUGGUAAGCCGAUCCAUAUUUCCGUUAGCUUAAUUAUUGAAUUAGUUCGAUGAAUGUGAUGUAAUUAUUUUCAUGAUUUUGGAGUAGUCGCAUUGGGUAGGUUUGAGAUGUUAAUUAUGUGACGUACGGUAAAUUAGUGAAUAAA